Helianthus annuus (common sunflower) is the source of this 1571-nucleotide messenger RNA. RefSeq lists its product as uncharacterized. Bases 199 to 1443 code for a protein of 414 amino acids. Lineage: Eukaryota; Viridiplantae; Streptophyta; Magnoliopsida; Asterales; Asteraceae. The transcript is spliced from 2 exons. The record is from RefSeq and is a predicted model, not a curated record.
UUAUUAAGUGGCACCAAGCCAACACACUUCUCCUCCAUCCAUCCAUCCACUCCAAACCCCCAAUUCCAAUUCCACUUCCACUUUCUUGAUUUAUUGUUCAAAGUUUUCAGCUUUUUGGAAAUGGGUACAAAAGCCUCCCACUUUUAAAAAGUUCCACAACACCACCACCAAAAUUAUCAUCAUCAUCCUAAUAAUAAUAUGCCAACAGUUUGGUUUUCUUUGAAGAAAUCACUCCACUGCAAAUCAGAACCACAAGAUGUCCAUGACCCCAAAUCCAAGAAACAUUUGGCCACAAUCUUGACCCGGAAACCCGGAAGAUCCGGGUGUUCAAGGUCCAUUGCAAACCUCAAAGAUGUCAUUCAUGGUGGCAGUAAAAGACACUCAGAAAAGCCAGUUAACUGCAGUCCUAGAUCUAUUGGUAGUAGUGAGUUUUUGAACCCAAUUACUCAUGAGGUUAUUCUUAGUGAUACAAGGUGUGAGCUUAAAAUCACUGGCUUUAAUGGUGGGCUUAAUAAUGGUGGUCUUGAGGGUGGUACAUUGAUGCCUGGAACACCUGGGCCUGGUGGGCAUCUAACAAUGAAUAAUGUUAAGAAUCAGCAGCAGCAGCAUACAACUGCAAGAAGAACAGUUUCAAACUCAUUGUUGUUGUCUUCAGAUGGAAAGAAUGGGGUUCAAAAGCCCAGAGGUUGUUGUUUAGAGACAGAAUCUAAUGGGUCAAAUGGUGGUGGCGGUGCAGUCACGUGCCAUAAGUGUGGGAAGCAGUUUGGAAAGUGGGAAAAUCUUGAAGCCCAUCAUCUGUGGAAGCAUGCUGUUACUGAGCUUAUGGAGGGUGAUUCAUCAAGAAAGAUUGUGGAAAUAAUAUGCCGAUCGGGCUGGUUAAAGCCCGAUAACAAUUCGGGUCGAAUCGAGAAGGUUUUAAAAGUACACAACAUGCAAAAAACGCUAGCCCGAUUCGAAGAAUACCGAGACUUGGUGAAAACCAAAGCCAGCAAACUAGCAAAGAAGCAUCCUCGUUGUCUAGCGGACGGGAACGAACUUUUAAGGUUUUACGGCACGACAAUCGCGUGUUCUCUUGGUAUCAAUGGCGAAUCGAGCUUAUGCAUUUCGGAUAAAUGUAGUGUUUGUCGGAUUAUACGACACGGGUUUUCCACCAAUAGGGAGCUCAAGGAUGGCGUAGGCGUUUUCACAACUUCAACCAGUGCACGCGCUUUUGAAUCCAUAGAAGUGUCGGAAGACGGGCCGGAUGCACGAAAAGCGUUGAUGGUGUGUAGAGUGAUUGCGGGCCGGGUUCACCGACCGUUGGAGAACAUUCAAGAGAUAACGGGCCAGACGGGUUUCGACUCGUUGGCUGGGAAAGUCGGCCCACAUUCGAAUAUUGAAGAUCUUUAUUUGCUUAGCCCCAAAGCUCUCUUACCUUGCUUUGUGGUGAUUUGUAAACUCUAGACACAUGACAUUUUGUAUGGUUUCUUUUAGAUAGGAUUAUGAUUUUCUUGGUUAGUCAGAAAUGCAUUCAAGAAAAGAUUUUGAAUUUCGGUCAUGCCUUUGUACAUUAUCGAAUUAAAUAUAACCAC